Molecule: messenger RNA, 716 nt
Organism: Amphimedon queenslandica
Lineage: Eukaryota; Metazoa; Porifera; Demospongiae; Haplosclerida; Niphatidae
Exons: 4
Coding region: 225-632 (135 amino acids)
Source: RefSeq, a predicted model, not a curated record
UCACAUUGCAGAGGGAAAGCUUGUGAUACUUACCUUAAACUAUCAUCAGGUGAUCUGGCUAGAACCUCUGAGAUGAUAGAGACACAGCGGAGUACCUUUGACGGGGAUGAUGCUCUCUGUGUCCAGAACCUUCAAUCUAUUGCUGGCUAUAUUCACUCAGCAGGGGAUUUAUUGACAAGAGUAGAGGAAGCUGUUGAGAGGUUCUUGUAUUGGGUGAAGGAGUAAUGAUAUAUGAAGCAGUUACUUCAAGUCUCAGUAGUCAUGAUGCCCCAGUCACUGGUGGAGUAGCAGAUGAAGUAUUUGAUGACAGUGGAGUGAGUAGUAUCAGUGGUAGCAGUACUGGAGGAGGAGGGAAUACUAGCAGCUGUCAUUCAAGAGAUGAGUCAACACCAGAUACUACUAAUGUUCAUGGCGGUAAUUGCUGGUCACCCUCAAGGAGGAACAUUGGUCUUGAUGAUUCUAUUAGUGAGAAGUGGGCUCAAGCUAGCAGCAACUGCUCAGAUGCCAAAGAAUAUCUCGAGAUGAUUUGUAGAUCUAGAGAUUUAUCCGAUGAACUAACACAAUUUGAUCUAAGGAAGGAACAAAAACUGAGACAGGUUUUCCUUGAUCUUGCUCCUGGACAAAUGGAGUAAAAUGAGAAAUGAAUUUUCAUGUAAAUACAGUUUGUCUCUAAUAAUAACACAGUAACAACAACAGGAGGAGGAGGAGGAGGAGGA